This is a messenger RNA of Canariomyces notabilis, 1790 nucleotides long. RefSeq names its product vacuolar ATP synthase subunit D. The coding region runs from base 427 to 1524 and encodes 365 amino acids. The transcript has 4 exons. Gene Ontology annotation, biological process: vacuolar transport; proton transmembrane transport; vacuolar acidification. Lineage: Eukaryota; Fungi; Ascomycota; Sordariomycetes; Sordariales; Chaetomiaceae. Gene Ontology annotation, molecular function: proton-transporting ATPase activity, rotational mechanism. The record is from RefSeq and is a predicted model, not a curated record. Gene Ontology annotation, cellular component: fungal-type vacuole membrane; proton-transporting V-type ATPase, V0 domain; vacuolar proton-transporting V-type ATPase complex.
GAUGAAAAGGGGCAUUGUGACUUCUUCUUGUGAUGGACCCCAAACGCUCUUGAAUUUGUCGUUGGAAGCGUUGGAAACAGCACUCGACCGCGGCGGUUUGCGCAGUUCAGCAAGAGCUUCCAGCGAAAAAAGUUCCAAAGCGAAGAAACAAUUUUUUAUUUUGACCAGUUGCAGUUCACAAGUGGGGAUGUAGCGUGAAGGCCCGAGCGCCCACCGAUAAGAUACGAAGACGCAAGUGGCCAAGCUCGCCAAGUACCAAGGUACAAUACCUGCAGUGAAGCUUGGCGCCUGUGUCUUGCACUGCCCAGUGUCUUAAGAGUUGAGACCAACCAGAAUCAACGCCGCUCUGAGCCGCGCAUCCUGAGCUUCCACCGGCGUGAGCAGUCAAGUCAUCUCAGGCACUUACAAUCAAUACCAAGUGCAAAGAUGGAGGGCCUAUUUUUCAAUGCAAACAAUGGCUACCUCGAGGGCAUUGUCCGUGGCUACAGGAACGGGCUGCUCACCAGCACAAACUACACCAACAUGACACAAUGUGAGACAAUAGAUGACCUCAAACUCCAACUCGGCCCCGCCUACGGUGACUUCCUCGCCUCUCUCCCUCCCAACCCCUCAACCUCAAGCCUCGCCGCCAAGACGACCGACAAGCUGGUCUCCGAAUUCCGCUAUGUACGGGCGAACGCCGUGGGAUCCCUCGCCAAGUUCAUGGACUACGUGACGUACGGGUACAUGAUCGACAACGUGGCGCUGCUCAUCACGGGCACGCUGCACGAGCGCGACACGCGCGAGCUGCUGGAGCGGUGCCACCCGCUGGGGUGGUUCGAGACGAUGCCGGUGCUGUGCGUGGCGACCAACAUUGAGGAGCUGUACAACAGCGUGCUGAUCGAGACGCCCCUUGCCCCUUACUUCAAGGGCAGCCUGAGCCACCAGGACCUGGACGAGCUCAACAUUGAGAUUGUGCGCAACACGCUCUACAAGAACUACCUCGAGGAUUUUUACCACUUUGUCAACUCCCACCCGGACAUGGCGGGCACCCCGACCGCCGAGGUCAUGUCGGAGCUGCUCGAGUUCGAGGCCGACCGCCGCGCCAUCAACAUCACGCUCAACUCGUUCGGCACCGAGCUGUCCAAGGCCGACCGCAAAAAGCUGUACCCGAGCUUUGGUCGUUUGUACCCGGAGGGCACCCUGAUGCUGUCGCGGGCUGACGACUUCGAGGGCGUGCGCCUCGCCGUCGAGGGUGUCGCUGACUACAAGGCCUUCUUCGAGGCGGCUGGUCUUGGUGGAGGUCCCGGCGGCCCCGGGAACAUGGCCGGUGGCACCGGGUCGGAUGGCAGGAGCUUGGAGGAUAUGUUUUACCAAAAGGAAAUGGAAAUCGCAAAGAGUGCCUUCACACGACAAUUUACCUACGCCAUUGUGUAUGCGUGGGUCAAGUUAAGGGAGCAGGAAAUCCGCAACAUUACGUGGAUUGCCGAGUGUAUAGCGCAAAACCAAAAGGAGCGCAUCGGCAAUUAUAUCAGCGUAUUCUAGAGGGGCGGUUUGUUUUUCAUUGCUUUUCAAGUUUUGUAGAGUCUAUAGGGAACCCGCGAGCAUUAGUGUAUCUGGAUAAUGGCGUAUUGGCAAAGGGCUGUCAAGACGGCAACACGGAUCUACAGGAUGCGAGGAUUUCCGCGUCUUCUGUCCAAUUCCGUUGGUAUAGUGUACAUGGGGAAGUUACAAAUCUCAUCUGUCUAUUUACAUAGCACCCAGCGCGCAUUGCGUAUUAGAGUGUGAUUUGCUCCUUGUACGUAGCUCCC